This is a messenger RNA of Dermochelys coriacea (leatherback sea turtle), 3649 nucleotides long. RefSeq names its product iron responsive element binding protein 2 (gene IREB2). Lineage: Eukaryota; Metazoa; Chordata; Testudines; Dermochelyidae. The record is from RefSeq and is a predicted model, not a curated record. Gene Ontology annotation, molecular function: 4 iron, 4 sulfur cluster binding; iron-responsive element binding; aconitate hydratase activity. Gene Ontology annotation, cellular component: cytosol; mitochondrion. Gene Ontology annotation, biological process: tricarboxylic acid cycle; citrate metabolic process.
CUCAUUUCUAGUCUCGCGAUGUUGGUUGCUGGCUCCGCCCCGACGGCCCCCUCCCCGAGUCUUCCUCGUCCCCCUCCCCACGUAGGGUUAAUAUGGUCGCCAGCGAUGGACCCUGCAAGGCCAGAAUGCCCGUUCCAGUACUUAAUUGAAACAUUAAAUGACAAUCCAGAGAAGAAGUUCUACAAUAUCCCUAAACUUGGAGGCACCAAGUAUGAUAUUCUGCCUUAUUCCAUACGGGUACUGUUGGAAACUGCUGUCCGUAACUGUGAUGGCUUCUUAGUAAAAAAGGAAGAUGUUAUGAAUAUUUUAGACUGGAAAACAAAACAGAACAAUGUUGAAGUGCCCUUCUAUCCUGCCAGAGUUCUUCUUCAAGACUUUACUGGAAUUCCUGCAAUGGUGGAUUUUGCCGCCAUGAGGGAAGCAGUGAAAAAUCUUGGAGGAGAUCCUAUGAAAGUCCAUCCUGCCUGCCCAACUGAUCUCACUGUUGACCAUUCUUUGCAGAUAGACUUCAGUAAAUGUGCAAUACAGAAUGCUCCGAAUCCUGGAGGUGGUGACUUACAGAGGCCAUUGGCAAAGGUUUCUCCGCUUAAAGUGCAGCCUCGGAAGGUACCUUGCAGGGGCCAGACUGGCUGCAAAGGGCCAUGUGAUGCUGGAGAAUCAAGUCGUAACUCAGGAAAAUUUUCUGCGCAGAUUGAGAAUACCCCUAUCCUCUGUCCAUUUCAUCUUCAACCAGUGCCUGAGCCUGAAACAGUGUUAAAAAACCAAGAGGUGGAAUUUGGCAGAAAUAGAGAGAGGCUUCAGUUUUUUAAGUGGGGUUCAAAGGUUUUUAGGAAUGUUGCUGUAAUUCCACCUGGAACGGGAAUGGCACACCAAAUGAACUUGGAAUAUUUAUCAAGAGUUGUUUUUGAAGUUAAAGAUUUCCUAUAUCCCGACAGUGUAGUUGGCACAGAUUCUCAUACAACUAUGGUAAAUGGUUUGGGGAUCUUGGGAUGGGGUGUUGGCGGUAUUGAAACAGAAGCAGUAAUGCUGGGAAUGCCAGUUGCACUCACUUUGCCUGAGGUAGUUGGGUGUGAGCUGACAGGCUUAGCCAGCCCACUUGCUACAUCCAUAGAUGUUGUUCUGAGCAUUACUAAGCAACUCAGACAAGCAGGAGUGGCUGGAAAAUUUGUUGAGUUUUUUGGAACUGGUGUUUCCCAGCUGUCUGUAGCUGACCGAACCACAAUAGCAAAUAUGUGUCCUGAAUAUGGUGCUAUUCUGAGCUUUUUCCCUGUUGAUAAUGUGACGCUAAAGCACUUAAAGCAUACAGGCUUUGACAAGGCCAAACUUGAGUCCAUGGAAGCAUAUCUUAAAGCUGUGAAGUUAUUUCAGAAUGAUCAGAUUUCUUCAGAGGAACCUGAGUAUACCCAGAUAAUACAAAUAGAUCUGAGUUCAAUAACGCCAUAUGUCAGCGGCCCAAAGAGGCCACAGGAUAGAGUGGCUAUUACUAAUAUGAAGAGUGAUUUCCAAGCCUGCUUAAAUGAGAAGAUUGGCUUUAAAGGGUUUCAGAUUGCUAUUGAGAAACAAAAUGACGUUGUGCCUGUUGAGUAUGAAGGAAAUGAGUACAGAUUGUCUCAUGGAUCUGUUGUCAUUGCUGCAGUAAUCAGUUGUACAAAUAACUGCAAUCCAUCUGUCAUGCUUGCCGCAGGUCUUUUGGCCAGAAAAGCUGUCGAAGCUGGACUGAUGGUUAAACCUUACAUAAGAACAAGUUUAUCUCCGGGUAGUGGGAUGGUUACACAUUACCUCAGUUCAAGUGGAGUGUUACCAUACCUCAGUAAACUUGGGUUUGAGGUUGUUGGAUAUGGAUGUUCAACAUGUGUUGGAAACACUGCUCCCUUGCCAGAAGCCAUUCGGAAUGCAAUAAAACAGGGUGAUUUAGUUGCUUGUGGAGUUUUGUCGGGAAACAAAAACUUUGAAGGCCGUCUCUGCGAUUGUGUCCGUGCCAACUACCUUGCUUCUCCACCUUUAGUAGUUGCUUAUGCUAUAGCAGGCACUGUUAAUAUAGAUUUCCAGACUGAGCCUUUAGGUAUUGAUCCUAAUGGCAAAAAUAUCUACCUGCAUGAUGUUUGGCCCACUCGAGAAGAACUUCAGCAAGUUGAGGAGGAGCAUGUGAUAUCAUCCAUGUUUAAAGAAUUGAAAGAAAAAAUUGAGAAAGGCAAUAAGCGAUGGAAUUUUCUGGAAGCACCAGAGUCAGUUUUGUUUCCAUGGGAUUUGAAGUCCACAUAUAUCCGAUGUCCUUCUUUUUUUGAUAAGCUUGCUAAAGAGUCAGUUUCACUACAACCAAUUGAAAAUGCCCAUGUCUUGCUAUAUUUGGGAGAUUCUGUAACUACAGAUCACAUAUCACCUGCUGGAAGCAUUGCAAGGAAUAGCGCCGCUGCAAAGUAUCUGACAAACAAAGGCCUCACACCUCGUGAAUUCAACUCUUAUGGAGCUCGAAGAGGUAAUGAUGCUGUGAUGACCAGAGGUACCUUUGCAAAUAUGAAGCUUUUGAAUAAAUUCAUAGGAAAACCAGCUCCAAAAACAGUUCAUUUCCCAUCAGGACAAACGCUAGAUGUGUUUGAAGCAGCAGAGUUGUACCAGAAAGAAGGCAUUCCUUUGAAUUUAGCAGGGAAGCAGUAUGGACUGGGUAACUCUAGAGACUGGACUGCAAAGGGGCCUUUUUUACUGGGUGUUAAGGCAGUUAUUGAAAGCUACGAAAAGAUUCAUAAAGGUCAUUUGAUUGGAAUUGGCAUAGCUCCACUUCAGUUCCUUCCGGGGGAAAAUGCAAAUGUUUUGGGCCUCACUGGCAAAGAACAAUUUUCUGUAUCAUUUCCUCAAGAGCUGUUUCCAGGAAUCACAUUGGAUAUUAAGACUAACACUGGCAAAGUGUUCAGGGUGAUUGCCUCAUUUGAAAAUGAUGUGGAAACAACAAUAUAUAAACAUGGUGGAAUUCUAAACUAUGUGGCUCGAAGAUUCUUAUAGUAGCUACUGACUAUAUGGAUACCUUGCAUAAUUGGUAAUUCUGAAAAUGCCUUGUGUGAACCCAGGAAUCCAUACUAUGGAACUGCAAACAGUCCCAGUCCGCUCAAAGUUAUUUCGUCCAUGGAUGUAGAAGAUUGUGAAUCAUUGUAGUGACCGCAACAAGAUCCUUCCUGAUUUUAAAUAAUAUUCAAAUGGUGCUAUUAACAUUGCUAAAAUCGACAUACGUGUUUUGUGGCAGAAAGCUGUAAGUAUGGGGGGGGGGAUAUUUUAUCACACCAUUUUGUAGAUAAAGGAUGUGAAAUCCAAAACUGAAUUGUGCUGAAGAUUAUUCUUUAAGAUGACUCCUCCUGCAGUUGUUUUCACUUAGUUUUGCACCUGUAAAUCUGUGUACUGCUAUUUGUUGGUUUAAAGGUAGCAGAUGAUAUGGAAUGUUAGAGGCAAGAGAGAUGGAUUCUUCCAUGGUAGUAGCUAAGAAUCCAGAUCCGAAGGUUUGAAUUCAUUAUCCUUUAAAUUGGGGGUUGACCAAAAGAAGGUCCACACGAAGCCCAAAGAGUUCUGUAAACAUAGGCCGUGGCUUUCUUUACCUUCACUGUGGAGAUGGUGUGCUCCAUCUGAUCCAGAUCAAACAUCAUCAGAAUAAUGAAAUAUUGUA